Molecule: messenger RNA, 504 nt
Organism: Mytilus californianus (California mussel)
Lineage: Eukaryota; Metazoa; Mollusca; Bivalvia; Mytilida; Mytilidae
Exons: 3
Coding region: 1-504 (167 amino acids)
Source: RefSeq, a predicted model, not a curated record
AUGGACAACACUGGGAAUCAUUACAAACCCUUUGAAAGUACGCUUGGCACAGAUACUUCUGAGAAGUACAGACCAUCUAGCCAGAACCAAACAUUAGUUGUAGUAGCUCAAGAACAACAGGGAUGCAAGAAUAAUAUGUUGACUGCACAAAAUGUAAGGAUGACUGUUAACUGCAAAGAAUGUGACAAACCAAGAUGUGUGUACUCAAAAUUAAAAAUCAGCGCCAGAGACACGAGGUCACAGAGGCACAUCCUUGAGAAAUAUGAUUAUACAUGUGGGUCAGUCAUCACUCCAGAUGUCUUUGUCAGGUUGCAGAUGUUUUGCUCAACCCAUAAUGAAUUCCCUUUCUACUCUUCAAGUAUUGGGAGAACAGAUAUCUGUUGCCACUGUACCUCACCUAAUGCUGGAAAAGAUGAAAAUGCCUUUAAAACACAUAGAGUUGUUCUGUCAUGUUGUCAAACCUGUUUGCCAAAAGGGAUAACCAAGAGAAUGCCCAAAAAAUGA